Molecule: messenger RNA, 1441 nt
Organism: Aspergillus calidoustus
Lineage: Eukaryota; Fungi; Ascomycota; Eurotiomycetes; Eurotiales; Aspergillaceae
Source: the annotation of a GenBank genome assembly
AUGUCCCAACCGCAAGGCAAGCAAGACCUCGAUGGGGUUCUCGACAUCACCGGGAACGCGUCCUGCCUAGACAUGCACAUCCAGCUUUGUCUUUGCUAUGCUAUGCCAGACAGCUCCCCAUCUUCACGAACAGCCACAAUCAACACGCUGAAAACUGGUCUGGACAACUUGACCAGGAGCUUUCCCUGGGUAGCCGGGCAGGUUGUCUACGAACCGCCCAGCAAAACACACACGGGGAGAAUGAAAAUAAAACCACUAGGCCAGACUCCGUCCCUAAUCGUCAAGGACCUGAGCCGAGACCCCUCCACACCGGGCAUGGAGGAGUUACGGCAGACCGAGUUCCCCAUGAAACUACUCGACGAGCGAACGAUAGCACCCAUCCCCACCUACUCGGCAACCAUAACAGGCCCGAAGCCCGUCCUGGCCCUCCAGGCCAACUUCAUACCGGGUGGCCUGAUACUCACCGCAGCGGGCCAACACCAAGCAAUGGACUAUCCGGGGAUGGGCCACCUCCUGCAUCUUCUCUCCAAAGCGUGCCACGGCAAAGCAUUCACCCCGGAGGAAACAACCGCCGCAAACCUCUCCCGCUACAAUCUCAUCCCUUUCCUCGACGACUCUUACCAGCCCGGGCCAGAGCUCUAUCGCCGCGUCAUCCCCCCCGCCGAGCCCACUGUGGCACACUCCGCCCCCGCCCCUCCCAGCAGCUGGGCAAACGUAAUAUUCAACCCCGACUCCCUCGCUGCACUCAAACGUCUCGCCGAACAGAACCUAACCACACACCUCGGCUUCAUCUCCACCGACGACGCCCUAACCGCCUUUGUCUGGAAGGCGAUCGCUGGCGCCCGACUGCCCCGCCUCGAUCCAACAGAAGAAGCAACCCUGAGCCGCGCCGUCAACAUCCGGCACCUGUUCGACAUCCCCGAGGCGCACCCGGGGAUGGUGACCAUGUGCGUCUACGAUACCGCCACACUGAGCACCCUCGUGCAGGAGCCCCUGGGGACGACCGCGUCGCGGCUCCGCUCGGAGCUGGACCACGAGAAGACGGGGCUGGCGUAUAUCACGCGGGCGGCGGUGACGAUGCUCCAUCGAUCGACGGAUAAGAGUAUACUCAACUAUAUGGGGACGAUUAGGACGAGCAUUGAUCUUAUGUAUAGCUCUUUUGCCAUUGUCAAGGCCUAUGAACUGGACUUCGGCUUGGGGCUCGGGAUGUGCGAGGCGGUGCGCUUGCCGCUGCCCCCCGCCGACCCGGGCAUUGUCUAUGCGCUGCCCAAGCGGGCAGAUGGUCAGGUUGUUCUUGCGAUGUGUCUGGAGAACGUGGAUAUCGAGGCGCUGAAGCGGGAUAGGGAGUUUGUGCGCUAUGGUCGGUUUAUUUAGUUCAAUUAGGUCUUCUCGAUUUACUACACUAGCUUUAAGUAGCGACUUGAUGCUCCCCUCCUCUUCU